AUGAGGAGCAGAAUAGAUUGCGACUUGCAGCAGUACAAGAUAAUACUGAGCAAAUAUUUUCAUCACUUUAGGCAAAUGUUAAUUUCCGAUGAUACUGGCGUUCAGAAGAAACUUGGCGUUACUCGGCACGAUAAAGCCGAAGAUAGAGCUAAAAUGGAUUUGUUAAAGAUCACUCUUGUAUUUUUGACAUUCGCCGGAUGCUGGCGACCAGUGUCAUGGACGUCUUUGUACAAGUACAGACUCUACGAUAUUUACACGAUAAUACUGAUGCUUUUAUUGUACACAUUCGCGAUUUCCCAAUUCAUGGACAUUGUGUUAAACGGCGGCAAUCCCGAGGAAUUUACUAGCGUUUUAUACAUAAUGAUGACUGUCUGUGUCGCUUCUUUUAAGAUAUCCAAUAUAUUCAUGAAUCGUAGAAAUGUAGUGGAGAUUAUUAAUACUCUCACCGACAAACCGUUUAAACCGAUGGUAACCGGCGAAAUAAAAAUUCGCCAAAAUUUCGACAAAAUGAUACAGUAA
Molecule: messenger RNA, 519 nt
Organism: Cataglyphis hispanica
Lineage: Eukaryota; Metazoa; Arthropoda; Insecta; Hymenoptera; Formicidae
Exons: 2
Coding region: 1-519 (172 amino acids)
Source: RefSeq, a predicted model, not a curated record